UCUUUAACGUCAUUUCUCUCCCAAACUUUCCUGCGAAAAUCACAGAGAGCAAACACAGAGGUAGAGACGUUAAAGAGCUUCUUUAAUCUUCUCGCCAUCUGCGAAAAACUCAGAUUCUGGUUUCGGAAGAAGCUCUGGAGAUUUAAGUGCUGCUUCUUCUUGUUCUUGUUCUUCUUCGAGCUGAUAUGUAGCGUUUGGUUCCGAUGAUGGAGCUCAUCGGCUUGAGAUAGCCUACGGAGAGUGCUGGAGAUCUUUAAUUUUCUUUCUAUUUUGAGGAAAAUGUCGACGAAGAUCAAAGGAGAGCAUUCUUCUAGAAGCUUCGCUUCGCGGAAAUGGACAUUUUUGCUCUGCAUAGGGAGCUUCUGCGUCGGAAUGUUAUUCACAGAUCGGAUGUGGAGUGUACCUGAAUCUAAAGGCAUGCCUCGUCCAUCCGUAACCGAAGCUGAAAGAUUGAAGCUGAUAUCUGAAGGCUGCAAUCCAAAAUCUCUUUACCAGAAAGAAGUAAAACGAGAUCCCCAGGCUUUGUUUGGAAAAGUAUCCAAUACACAUUAUGCUAUACAGACAUUGGAUAAGACCAUUUCAAGCUUAGAGAUGGAGUUAGCUGCUGCAAGGUCAGUGCAGGAAUCUCUGCAAAACGGUGCUCCUGUAUCAGAUGAUAUGGGGAACAAGGAACCGCAGGGAAAGAGACGGUAUUUGAUGGUCGUAGGGAUUAACACAGCUUUUAGUAGCCGAAAGAGAAGAGAUUCUGUUCGAGCAACGUGGAUGCCUCAAGGUGAAAAGAGGAGGAGACUUGAAGAAGAGAAGGGGAUUAUUAUCCGAUUUGUCAUUGGUCACAGUGCCACGGCCGGGGGAAUUCUAGAUCGAGCCAUAGAAGCUGAGGACAGGAAGCAUGGAGAUUUCUUGAGACUGGACCAUGUUGAAGGGUACCUAGAGUUGUCAGGCAAGACCAAAACUUACUUUUCUACAGCGUUUUCAAUGUGGGAUGCAGAUUUCUACGUCAAAGUAGAUGACGAUGUUCAUGUAAAUAUAGCAACUCUUGGGGAAACACUUGUUAGACACCGGAAAAAACCACGGGUCUAUAUCGGUUGCAUGAAAUCUGGUCCUGUCCUCUCUCAAAAAGGAGUGAGAUACCAUGAGCCAGAGUACUGGAAAUUUGGUGAGAAUGGGAACAAAUACUUCCGUCAUGCUACUGGACAGAUAUAUGCCAUUUCAAGAGACUUGGCUUCUUAUAUCUCUAUCAAUCAGCAUGUUCUUCACAAGUAUGCGAAUGAAGAUGUUUCGUUAGGAGCUUGGUUUAUCGGAAUCGAUGUUAAACACAUUGAUGAUAGAAGAUUAUGCUGCGGCACUCCUCCUGAUUGUGAAUGGAAAGCGCAAGCUGGAAACAUCUGUGUAGCAUCAUUCGACUGGACCUGCAGCGGAAUCUGCAGAUCAGCAGAUCGCAUCAAAGAGGUUCAUCGACGUUGUGGCGAAGGCGAAAAUGCGCUUUGGAGUGCCACCUUUUGACAUAUAAACAGAAGAAUGAUAAAAAAACAAACGGUUUUGUUCAGCCUCCAAAAAAACAGCCCAAAGAUCAGACGAAGGUGUAAAAAGAUACCAUUUUUUGUGCUUCUUGAUAUUACCAAGAGAUAUCCACUUUUGAAAUCAUCAGUACGUAGGAAAAGCAGGACUACACAGAUCAGUGUGAAAUCUCUGGCAAGAAUCGCGACUGCGUUUUGGAUACGUUGCAAUUGUGGCGUUUCCGUUUUAGUUUUAAGGAAACCGAGCACUGCAGUGAACGCCCCUGCUGUUUUGUCCUUUUUGGAUGGCUUGGAAAUGAAGCAACUUGUGGAUUUGUUACAUCAAUACAAAAACUAUACCCUGCUUCUUUUGCCUAUAGAACUAUUGCCAUAACAGAAAUCUAUAAAACAAAUCUAACUGAUCAUCUACA
Messenger RNA from Eutrema salsugineum, 1927 nucleotides. RefSeq names its product probable beta-1,3-galactosyltransferase 2. The record is from RefSeq and is a predicted model, not a curated record. Gene Ontology annotation, molecular function: hexosyltransferase activity. Gene Ontology annotation, cellular component: Golgi membrane. NCBI's taxonomy places the organism in Eukaryota, Viridiplantae, Streptophyta, Magnoliopsida, Brassicales, Brassicaceae. The coding region runs from base 280 to 1503 and encodes 407 amino acids. The transcript has 11 exons.